UUAUCAGAGCAGGGAAGUCUCGUAGUUGAAAACAGCGGUUAAUUGAAAAAAUGCAUGGGUACACUUGGGCUGUGUACAUUACAAUUUUAGAUGAUACAUAAGUAUACUAAUUCAUAUAUCACCAGUGGAUUUCGAAGCCGUUAUGUGCUUGAAAAAAGUAGGCUAAGUCACAGAAGAAUGGGGAAGUUAAAAUGAUGGAUUCUGAACAAAACUUGGACCACAGCCUGAGACUGGCCAGUGGGAGCAUCAGUUCGGUGUUGGAGAGAGAUCUCUUGAGACCUUCUGGCACGGGCAACAGCCUCAGGUUCAUCUGCAUGUUUCAAGAGAGACUAAAAGAUACCAGAAGAGACUUCCAGCCAGAAGAGAGCCAGGACUCUGUGCUGGUACAUCUGCCAGCUCGGUGCAGUGUGUAUCAGCUACGUAUACGUAUCUGCAUGUUGGUACAGGACAACAGCCUCGUCUCAGAGCCACUUGCUAUCCUGGAUCCUGAAAGAUAUAUGCUACUCUACAAGAAGGGGGACAACUGGUAUGAGAUUUAUGAUGAUUUCCAGGUCCUUCAGACACUUGAUGCAGAGUGGUGCCAGGAUACCCAGGAUGUAAGGACGUACAAAAUUUUAGUGUCACACUGCCCUGCUGACACAGAGGAGAGGCAGAGCACUCAGAAGAUGCUAACAGAUCUGAUUGGAUAUGACCUCAGCACUGCAACUACUGACAGGCUGAGUGAGCUAAACUUCACGCGCAGGAAGUUUGCCGCUCCUCGUAGGGAGGAGUUGCAGAGACGUGACCCUAGGGUCUAUGCCUUAGAGCCUUGGACCACUUCAGUUCCCCUCAUAAUGGAUCAACCAUCUCAGUUUAACCAGGCACUCCCUGUCACCCUCUACUACAGAGACAUAAGCUUCAAGCUAAAGGUGGACAUCCAAAUGCCUGCUAACAAUAUGCUCAAGGUCUUUGAAGAGAUAAUGUUUGAAAAUUGCCACACUUUGGAAUGUGUGAUUGAUGAUCUUGUGCUGAAAGUUUGUGGGAGGGAGGAGUUCAUCUCAGGAGAGUCACGGCUUUCAGAUUUCCUAUGGGUGCGGCAUUGUUUGAAGACUUUGCAGGAGAUGCACCUGUCCGUUCUCCCAUUAACUUCCCUUGAGAAAGACACAGUGAGGAUGGAGGACUUGCCUCUGGUGGACAGCUUUACUGGGCUCUCCAGCUCUCACAACGAUCUUACUCUGGCAAACAAAGAUGUGGAUGAUGUGCUGAUGAUAUCAUUGUGGGAUUGUGAGAGAAAGUUCAGGGUCAAGCUGCUGGGGUUUGACAUCCCCCAUAUCCCAUGUAGUGACCCUCAGAAUGUCUGUGUUGAGGCAUCUAUCCUGUAUGGUAAUAAGGUAGUCUCCUCAGUCUGUUCCACUCCAAAGCCCUUUGCAGAGGAAGUUUUCUGGAACAUGUGGCUUGAGUUUGAUGUACCACUGAAAGCUCUCCCAAGUGGUUCAAGACUGGGACUCACAAUCAACUCAAUUUCCCUUGACAGAAAAUCCAACAGGAAGCCACUGUACUUUGUGAACCUUUUACUCAUUGACCAUAAAUCUGUCUUGAGACAAGGUUUGCAUAGCCUUCACAUGUGGGCUUUUCCUGAAGAAGAGGCCUCUUCCCUGUUAACUUAUGAAGCUGACAAGCUGUCCUCUGCUGCCAACCCAGACCAGGUGAAUUCCAUGGCCAUCACAUUCCUCUUGGACCGGUACAGCUAUCCAAUUGUCCUUCCUAACAGCACCUCCUCUCAUGGGGCCUGCUCAUCGCCCACAGCCUCAGAUGGUGAUGAGGUAGGCGAUGCGACCACGUCCCCAUUGUCCAUGUUGGGUGAUGCUGCUAGCCUAAAGAAGCUGAAGAAACAAAGUGUACACUACAGCGCCCACCUACCCCAGUACCUCAGAAAGGUGAACUGGCUGCAGCCAUGUGCUGUGCAGGAUAUCCACUGGUUGCUGCGCAACUGGGAUCCAAAGGACCUGGAUGUUCCCACUGCCUUGGAAUUGCUAAGUGUGGAUUUUGCAGACGAACAAGUCAGGAAGCUGGCAGUUCAGAAACUGGAGACCCUGUCCAAUGAUGACAUACUUAGGUACCUUCUGCAGUUGGUGCAGACCUUGAAAUUCGAGCCUUAUCAUGACAGCUUUCUAGCCAGAUUCCUCAUCCAAAGAGCACUUAGAAGUAAAAGAAUAGGCCAUUACUUUUUCUGGUAUCUGAGAAGUGAGGUAACUGGGUCUCCAUACUUCCGGCAACGCCUGGCAGUGGUGCUGGAGGCAUACCUGCUGGGAUGUGGCCAGGCCAUGCUGGACAGCUUCCUGCGACAGGUGCAGCUGGUGGAGUCACUGCAGAACGUAGCCAUUGAAAUGAACAAACUCUUCCGUGACAAGACUGACCUCCCACCAAAUGCUGCUGCAAUGCUGCAGGACAUGCUACGUACCUGCAACCUCCCUGCCGACUUUCAAGUGCCAUUUGACCCCCGUGUCAGGGCAGGGGCCAUACUGCUGGAAAAAUGCAAGGUUAUGGCUUCCAAGAAGAAACCCCUGUGGCUGGAGUUUUCCUCUGCAUGCUCACAGGGUCCUCCAAACCCAGCUGUGGGCAUCAUCUUCAAGCAUGGUGAUGACCUACGCCAGGACAUGCUGGUCAUUCAGACACUGAUGAUUAUGGAUUCAAUCUGGAAAGAAAAAUCACUUGAUCUGAACCUGGUGCCCUAUGGCUGUAUCGCCACAGGAUAUAACAUAGGUAUGAUUGAAAUAGUGAGGGACGCUGUCACCAUUGCCACUGUGCAGCGCAGCAUGGGUGGCACAAGUGGGGCCUUCAAAACUGAUGCCCUAUUCAAUUGGCUGAAGGGGAGGAACCUGCUGCAAGAAAUACACUAUAACGCCAUGGAAAGAUUUGUCACUUCCUGUGCUGGAUACUGUGUGGCCACCUACGUGCUGGGGAUUGGUGACCGGCACAACGACAACAUCAUGAUCAUGGAUCAGGGUAAAGAGUGGCAAUGGGUGGGGUGCUCUGCUAAAAAGCAGUGUGAAACAGCAGUGAUGGCAGACAUGAAUUACUGGUCAGGGCAACAAGGAAAUCUCUUCCACAUCGAUUUUGGGCACAUCAUGGGUAACACCAAGCGAUUUCUGGGAUGGAACCGUGAGAGAGUUCCAUUUGUCCUGACGCCAGACUUCCUGUACAUCAUGGGCAGAGUGGACAAGAAGUCCAGUCUGUACUUCCAAAGGUUUACGGAUACCUGCAUUCAGGCCUACCUGGCCCUGCGAUGUCACUCCCAUCUGCUGGUCACGCUCUUCUCCCUUAUGCUGCUGACUGGGAUCCCUGAGCUCAGUUGUGCGCAGGACAUAAGCUACCUGCGGGAGGCUCUGCAGGAGGGCCGCAGUGAGAAGGAGGCUGCCAACCACUUCCUGCAGCAGAUCUCCACUUGUGAGCAGAAGGGCUGGACUGUGCAGACCAACUGGUGGAUCCACAUGAUGUUGGGCAUCAAGGGCUGAGAUGGGCCAUCGUCUGAUCUCCUCAGGGCCAAACGUCCAGUUAUACUUUCGGUUCCACCCUCAACAUCCAUGGUUUGUAAUAUUAAACAUAAUUUUUGAAGAAUAGUCAGGUAAUAUGUAGAAUUUCUGGAGGCAUAAAUUUGCUGUACAGCAUGCGCUAAAACUGUAAUCAUAUUAAGUAAACUGACGUCAGCCUCGUUGGUGCAAUAUUGCCUCAAUUAUCCUUCAUGGCUGGAAAAUGACUUAAUGUAUCAGAAAAAUUAACCUUUCCCUUGUUUCUUUUGUACUGUCUGUAAUCACACACGGGAAGAGUUUAAGCACAAUCAUUCAAGCCCUUGUGAAAAGCCCAAAAGAAUGAGCAUUAUGAGUUAUUGUAAAGCUUACAAUUUCUAUUUUGCUUUACCAAAAUAAUUUGAUUUUGGGAAAAGUAAAAACUGGCUGACUGCAGUAUAAGAAAAUUGAAGGCAAAAUGAAUUUCUAUUUUGAAUUGAACAAAUCUGCUUAUAAAAAGUGUCACCAAGUACGUUUCACCAGCUGUCUCUCUCUAGGAAAUAGAGGUUUGCUGCCAACACACUGGGCCUAAAUUGGUUGUGUUGCUCCUGGCUUUACACACAGUUCUGAUGAGUGUUUGUUUUUAUUAAUUACUGUGAACAUAUUCAUGUUUUUGUUAGGUUAGCAGAAAAAGAUUUAUACAUAAUUAGCAUGUGGUUUUGACAAUGAUUUUUAAAUCUACUUGUUUGAUGAAAUUGUGGUAAUUAGCUAAAUCAAUAUUUUUAUCUUUCUGCAAGAGGAUUCUCACUGACCCAUUCAGUUUUAAAUCCUGCUGUUGUGUCUCUGGUUCAGUCAUUUGUCUGUAGAUCCACUGUGCUCCACAUCUAUAGAAUAGCAGUUUAGAUGUAUCCCUCCGUUUAUGAGAAUACAGUCAGUAAACAUGCCUUGUAUUUCUACAUGGCCAGGGAUAUGGAAUUCACAAGAGUAAGACACUGACUGGUCCUGGUCCUGGCUAUAUCUGGAAGUACUUCUGUUAGAAAAUGCAACAACCCAAAUCUGCAUCACUGAUAAUCAGAUGCAUGUUGAUAGGUAAUAUGAGGUAUACUUUCUUUGGUCCGGUGUCAAAUUCCGACUGCACCAGUGCCAGUGCCGGUUGUGUCCAGUACCAUGGCGGAUUCUAGCAUCACCCAGGAGUGGGAGGGCUUCAGCUGACCAGGCUUAUAGCAUCUCACUGCGCACCGGUGAACUCUGCUGGUCAGUUGGACACCCACAAGUUCAGCUUGAGGUGUCUUCCUCCAGUUCACGUCUCUGUCUGUCCAACUUGCUAACUGUGGUGUGAUGAGAAGCAGAAGCAGAAGCUUCAGAGGAAAGCACAUGCGGUGACAAAAAUACGAUUUGACACUCAAAAUUGUGAGCAAAAAGGGGGGAGACAUAAGAAAGAUAAGGUAAAUAUUAUUGUACAUGUUAAAUCCAACUAAGAAUUCAACUGAUAACCUAUCUGAAGGUUAGGUAGGGUCUUAUUGAAUCACCACUGCCUCGGAGAGCUUUUUUCUUUGUCAGCACAACAAUAUGGGUGCAUUUUAAAUUUACACCACUAGGUGACACCUAUUCUUGGGUAUAACUCCGAAUCCCUACUGACUGGAUUGCCAACACCCAGAGAGCAUGGAAUAAUGUCUUUUCCACAAAUUCAUGUUGUUUUUAUGCAAUUAAAUAUCCAUUUUAUGGUUCAUAUUUAACAUGAAUAAUGUUUUUUCUUAUCACUGUAUUUAUCCUCUUAUUCUGUUCACACUUUUGUGCUAAGCUGCAGUACUUUAGAUUCAAAUUAAAAUGAGUUGUCUUACUGCUUUGGAAUAUCCUGAUUGUAAAUUGAAAUAAAUGGAAUUAUCUCAGUUCUAUUGCUUGUGCCUUGGUCAUUUUGAACUUUCCAAGCCACUGGUGCUUGGAAUUAUUUUCUGUCAUGCCUCAGGGGAAUCCUGGCAUUGUGCAUAGUGCAUUUAAAAGGAAAUAAAAAGAGCAUUGAUAGUC
Anguilla anguilla (European eel) is the source of this 5510-nucleotide messenger RNA. Its product is annotated as phosphatidylinositol 4,5-bisphosphate 3-kinase catalytic subunit gamma isoform. NCBI's taxonomy places the organism in Eukaryota, Metazoa, Chordata, Actinopteri, Anguilliformes, Anguillidae. Gene Ontology annotation, cellular component: cytoplasm; plasma membrane; phosphatidylinositol 3-kinase complex, class IB. The record is from RefSeq and is a predicted model, not a curated record. The transcript is spliced from 12 exons. Bases 192 to 3494 code for a protein of 1100 amino acids. Gene Ontology annotation, molecular function: 1-phosphatidylinositol-4-phosphate 3-kinase activity; 1-phosphatidylinositol-3-kinase activity. Gene Ontology annotation, biological process: cell migration; phosphatidylinositol-3-phosphate biosynthetic process; phosphatidylinositol 3-kinase/protein kinase B signal transduction.